AUGGCGAGCUAUAUCGACAAGAUGGCUGUAAAUGAUGCCACACUUACUGUGCCAGUCGAAGACGAAACCAAGAAGGGUCCAGACGCGGUCCUCGAGUCGGACUCCUCUUCGAUCUCGGGAAGCAGAGUGCGCGCCCGAUACAAGCAGUUCGAUGAGUGUGCCUUUGAUACGACGGAAGAUCCCAGAUACUAUAAGCCAAUCCCGGAGUAUGAAGGCAUUCAUCGAUGGGACCCGGACUUCGACUGGUCACCGGAAGAAGAGAAACGACUCAUCAGAAAGGUUGAUUGGCGAGUCUGCACCUUCGCAUGCAUCACCUUUUUUGCGCUACAGCUCGAUCGCGGUAACAUCGUGCAAGCCCUGUCCGAUAACAUGCUUGUGGAUCUCGGGAUGAACACCAAUGAUUACAACACCGGGCAAACUAUCUUCUACUGCGCCUUCCUCUUCGCGGAGCUUCCGUCCCAGCUUAUAUCAAAGAAACUUGGGCCGGACCGAUGGAUUCCCAUACAGAUGGUCUCCUGGAGUUUGAUCGCGGCAUGCCAGGCGUUUCUUACGAAUCGGAGUACAUACUACGUCUGCAGGGCACUCCUUGGCCUGUUUGAAGGUGGAUUCAUUCCUGAUACGAUCCUGUUCCUCUCUUUUUGGUACAAAUCAAAGGAGCUGCCGAUCCGCUUGAGCUUUUUUUGGGUUUCUUUCCAAGGGACUGCUAUCAUUGGUGCGUUCCUUGCAUACGGUUUCCUUCGCAUCAGACGGGAUGAUGGAACUGGGGGAUGGCGUUAUCUGUUCGCCUACGAAGGUCUGAUAACUGGUGUUAUCGGCAUUAUCGCCGCUUUUUGGAUGCCCCCGUCACCAACACAAACAAAAGGUAUUUUGAGAGGAAAAGAUGGAUGGUUCAACGAGCAUGAGGAGAAGAUCUUGGUCAACCGCAUCAUUCGAGAUGAUCCCAGCAAGGGAACCAUGCAUAACCGACAAGCAGUCGCCCCCAAGAUGCUCUGGGAGGCUUUGAAGGACUAUGACAUGUGGCCAAUUUACUUGCUUGGUUUGACAUGGAUGAUCCCGAAUACACCAGCAACCAGUUAUCUCACCCUGCAACUAAAGGCGUUGGGCUUCGACACAUUCCAAACCAACCUGAUGACCAUCCCUGCAUACGCUCUAUUUAUUUUUAACCUCUUGUUUUGGACCUGGGUUUCCGAGAAGAUCGAUCAGCGUUUCCUACUUGGUAUCGUGGCCGAAGUCUGGUGCCUGGUGCCACUUAUCGCCCUUGCCGUCCUUCCAGAUGGUACUAGUCCGUGGGUGCUGUGGAUUCUCAAUGUGAUCCUUAUCGGGGCUCCUUAUGUGCACGCCAUUGUCGUCGCCAUGACAUCCAGAAAUGCCGGGUCAGUGGCUACGCGGACAGUCGCUAGUGCUCUAUACAACAUGAUGGUCCAGGUGUCCAACAUCAUCGGCAACAAUAUUUAUCGCGAACAUGACAAGCCAUACUAUCGCGUGGGUAACCGGGUGUUGAUAGCCUUGGCCGCGUGGAGCUUGGUUCUCUUCGUUUUUGCCAAAUGGUACUAUGUUCGACGUAACAAGCAAAAUGCAGCGAUCUGGGAUAAGAUGUCGAGUGCUGAGCGUGAAGCUUACUUGGCUGCGAAUGCCCGUAAGGGCAACAAAAGACUUGACUUCCGGUUCACUCAUUAA
This is a messenger RNA of Aspergillus calidoustus, 1677 nucleotides long. NCBI's taxonomy places the organism in Eukaryota, Fungi, Ascomycota, Eurotiomycetes, Eurotiales, Aspergillaceae. The record is from the annotation of a GenBank genome assembly.